AUGAAGGCCCUGCACGCCUCAGGAGCCAGAGUGGUGGCUGUGAGCCAUACCAAUGCCGACCUGGUCAGCCUCUCCAAGGAGAUGAGGUGUGGCCCCGGGGUAGAGCCUGUGUGCGUGGACCUGGGUGACUGGGAGGCCAUGGAGCAGGCGCUGUGCAACGUGGGCCCUGUGGACGUGCUGGUGAACAUUGUCGCCAUGGCGCUGCUGCAGCCCUUCCUGGAGACCACCAAGGAGGCCUUCGACAGCUGAGGAGUAGGAGAGGAGGGUGCCCUCUCUCUUGGCUUACAGAUUGUGGCCCGGGGCAUGAUCAGCUACGGAGUCCCUGGCUCCAGCGUGAAUGUCUCCAGCAUGGCGGCCCAUGUCACCCUUCCCAACCUAGCUGCCUACGGCUCCACCAAGGGUGCAAUGACCAUCCUGACCAAAGCCAUGGCCAUGGAGCUGGGGCCGCACAAGAUCCGGGUGAACUCGGUAAACCCCACGGUGGUGCUUACCGCCAUGGGCCAGGAAGCCUCGUCUGACCCCCAGUUCGCCCGGAAGCUAAAGGAGCGCCACCCGCUGAGGCAGUUUGCAGAGGCGGAAGACGUGGUCAACAGCAUCCUCUUCCUGCUCAGCGACCGCAGCGUCUCCACCAGCGGCUCGGGAAUCUUUGUGGAUGCCGGGUACCUGGCCUCCUAAGAGCGCGGUGCUCUGGGCGGCCAGAAGGAUGGUGCUCGGCUC
Messenger RNA from Aethalodelphis obliquidens (Pacific white-sided dolphin), 717 nucleotides. RefSeq names its product carbonyl reductase [NADPH] 2-like. Gene Ontology annotation, biological process: glucose metabolic process; xylulose metabolic process. The record is from RefSeq and is a predicted model, not a curated record. NCBI's taxonomy places the organism in Eukaryota, Metazoa, Chordata, Mammalia, Artiodactyla, Delphinidae. Gene Ontology annotation, molecular function: carbonyl reductase (NADPH) activity; L-xylulose reductase (NADPH) activity. The transcript is spliced from 6 exons.